This is a messenger RNA of Caenorhabditis auriculariae, 2322 nucleotides long. The record is from the annotation of a GenBank genome assembly. Lineage: Eukaryota; Metazoa; Nematoda; Chromadorea; Rhabditida; Rhabditidae.
AUGCGUUGGGAUCCUAGAGAUUACGACGGAAUCCAGACAGUCAGGGUGCCACCAGACAAAGUUUGGCUUCCGGACAUUGUCUUAUUCAAUAAGUUAGGAGAGCGAAAUUUCAAGCUCAGAUUAAUUGUUUUUCAGUGCGGACGGUAAUUAUUUAGUUUCCUUUUAUUCGAAUGUCGUCGUCGAGCACACUGGAGAGAUGUUAUGGGUACCUCCUGCCGUUUAUAAAAGUAGUUGUCUGAUUGAUGUCGAAUUUUUCCCUUUUGAUGGUAUCGGGGUUUUUAUAAUUUAAAAUAAGAAUUUUCGUCUUUAGAGCAAGUUUGUUCGCUCACUUUUGGCUCUUGGACAUUUCAAAAGGAGGAACUGCAAUUAUCCUACCUAAGUGGAAAGAAACAGGUCUCAGAUUUUGUUCCCUUAUUUGUUCUUUCAUUCCGAAUUCACAAAGAUAAUUAGGCUAGCUAUAUUUUUAAGACUUUUCCAAUUUGAACCUUGGAAAUUUUUUUUGGUGUUAUUGAACACUUCCAAUUUAGGUUGAACUGAACGAUUAUUCUCCCAGUGGCGUUUGGGAUGUGAUGGCGGUUCCGGGUCUUCUGAUUGAUGAAAGAUCAAAAAUAUCUUAUCAAAUUCAUAUACGACGGUUUUUUUCCUGUUCUCAUCUGAUUCUGUCACUUUUUACAGGAAAACAUUGUUUUAUACUGUCAUUUUAAUCAUGCCGACAGUGCUGAUGGCUUUCCUUUCCAUGAUGGUCUUCUAUUUGCCAGCCGAAUCGAGUGAAAAAAUAACUCUUGCCAUCAGCAUUUUUACUCGCUUUAGUCGUUUUUCCUGUUGGUCGUUUCCAAAGUAAGAAUUUUUUUAUUUGAAGUAUAAAAGAACAAAAUUUGAAACUCUCUUCAAAACUUGCUGCAGACGUUUUAAAUUUAAUUUUUUAAAUUUUACCUUUUUUCCCUGGCCAAAAGAUGGCAAAAUUUUAAAAUGACUAGGAAUUUUUACUACUCCUUGAUUAAAUUUCCGUGACUAUUUUUCUCAAAUUUCUCACAUAGGAUCUUGUAAACUUGUCAUGUUUUAAAAAAAUUUACCAUCAGAUAUUGCCGCCCACAUCUUCGACCAUUCCAUUAAUGGCCAAAUACCUACUGACUGUCUUCAUCAUGAAUAUGAUGACAAUAAUGGUGAGUGGGAAAUCGUGGCUUGCGUGCAGACAUUGCCUUUGUAGCUAUCCAGAAGCUUUUUCAAUGUUAUCAUUAGCUGGCUUGUAGCCAAUUGCCUUCUCUAUUUGUAGUUCUUUGUUCAACAGGUUCAAAUUAGAAAAGCAUAUCAAAUUUCACAGGUGAGCGUAGUUAUUAUCAACAUCUACUUUCGUGGUCCAGCAACGCAUACAAUGCCUAACUGGGUUAGGAGAGUGUUUUUGCGGGUAAAUCAAGUCGUUUCCCUUUUUUUCACGUUUCCUUCAGUAUCUACCAAUUUUCCUUCUUAUGAAGCGCCCGGAAAGCACUGAAGCUGAGUUUUCUCGAGAAAGGCGAGAAAGGCGCGAAAAAAGAAGCAUUCGGAGUGCUCUUCGGAAUGCUUUCAAACGCAGUGUCAUUCCAAAAGUGAGAAAAGCCCAUUUUCCAAAGUUCAUCGAAACUCGUUCAGACCUCAACCGUUCCUGUGGAAAAACCAAGCCAGGAUGUAAGUCAUUAAGGAUGCGUCACGAACUCGUUUUAUCAAACUUUUCCUGAUUAAUUUUCUUUGAAUAAGCUUCUUGAUGCUGUCUAUGAAAAUAUAUCGACGAAUUGAGGGCUCCGAAGCAGAGGACCUCUCUGUUGAAGCUAACAAGGCUAUCGAAGCAAUCGAGUAUAUCACAACCCAUUUGACCAAAGACAACACUUACAAAAAGGCUAGUGGAAAUCUGAAUGAAAUUCUAUUCGGCAAGUUCAGCAGCGAGAAGAGUGGAAAUAUGUUUCGGUGGUAGUCGACCGCCUUCUCCUAUACAUUUUUUUUGCAGGUAAGAUCAGAAAACGGAUACAAUAGGGCACCUUAUUUGCUGAAUUACUUUUUGUUCCGCCUCAGAGCGGAAGAUAUCACUGGGAGAAAAGUUCCUCCUGUAACUUCCUUAUUGUUCAUUUUAAUGCAAACGGAAACUUAAAAAACGUUUCUGGUUUUCACAUCAAUUGACAGAACUCGAAACGUGGCUGUCAAUCAUCAAGCAAACAUAAUUAAAUUUUAGUGACAACUGGUGGAACCAUGGGAAUUUUGUUUUCGGCGCCCAACGUGUUCGAGUACGUCGACCAAACCGCCGUCAUUGAAAAGUUGAAAAAAGCUGCAGCCGCGGAAAUUUUGGACCCAUGA